UGCUUAUCUGUUCGCGAACAGAACCAACCCAGCGUCGUACCUCCCGUCUCGACGAACGGCGGCGGCGCCAAUCCCGGCCGCCUCCACACCGAGCCCCCGCGGCCGGCGUGCCUGCACCCCAAGAUCCUCCCGCCUCGUCUCCACCCCAAGAUCCAGCGGCCGACGCCACCUUCCCGCCCCGCCGGAGCUCUCCAGCAGCCGGCGGCACGUUCCCGCCCCGCCAGAGCUCUCCAGAGACCGGCGCCACCCUCCUACCCCGCCUCCACCAUCAUCUCCGGCGACCGGCGUGCCUCCACCCCGAGCUUUGCCGCCCGGCGCAGGUGUGUUGCUGACCGGCUCCUUCCUCUCUUCCUAGAGCUCCCACCCUCUCCCCUGUCUAGCGGCAAAGUCUCAUACAACUCAAUGUCUCACAUUGACAAAUGACAACCCAAACAACAUUUGGCAUUCGAUCGACCUCAAUAUCCAGUCUGUGUUCCGAAUAUCUAAGCAUCCAAACAAAAAUGUUGCUCUUAACACAGAUUGCUACUUUGCUCAUGCUCAUGUUGCACCAAAAGAUCAUAAUUCGCUAUGAAUCAUGGUUUCAUUGUAGAUGAUUGAUUGCUUAAACAAGUAAGGUGGCAAGCAUACAGUUCUUAUUUUCAUAUCAUAUGGAUCUUACAUAAUACUUUAGCCCCAUCCUUGUAUCCAGUAGCUAUAUAUAUAGGAACCUAGAAAUUUGAUAUGACCUGCAUUGAAGUAGCAUAAUAUACUUGUUUACAUGGCAAUCAUAAAUUCUCUAAAUUUUACUUCACCACUUGUUUCACUGUUUAAAUUAGUUAGCUAAUGGUGAUAUGUAACUUGCACUAUUCAAUUUUUAUUCUUCAUCCAAAAUAAUACAGGCCUACUCUUACAGUACCUAAAUUAGUAGAAGUCGUCAGUCCCUCCUAAAAUACUGUAAGAUUUAAACUGGGGAGCUGAGCUGAUUGGUAGGGAAACACAGGGAAAUUACUAGGAAGGGAUGACUUGUAUUAAAAUAAUCUAGUUUGACUAAGUUUUUUUAGAGGGGGUGGGCGGUAUCAUAUUUGUUAAUCAAAUGAAGACAGUUGCCUGAAGCUGUCAUUAAGUAAAUAAUACGUAGCCCAGGCCAUUGACUUCGAGAACAGCAACCAAAAAUGUUGGUGUCAAGCAAAGAUUGAUCUGUUUUCCUUUUUUUUGGAGUUCUCUUGCGAUUGCUAUUUAUCAUCUCUGCGUGUUCUUGGUGUUUUAAUUCACGCAGCUUUGCAAGAGAGUUCUGAGUUUUGCCCAGAACUCUUUCUGAAGUCCUUCGAAAUUGUUCAUGCCCUUCAGAAAGAUUUUAUACUUCCGCCCCAGCCUCUUGCCAAAGAUAGGCAGACCCUCCCAAAGUGCUGUAGGACUUACAUUGCGUCGCUGAGUCAAUUGUUGGGGAAACUCAUGGAAAGUACUAGGAAGCGAUGAUUUGUAUUAUUUUAUUAUGCAAUAAGAAGAAUUCUUCCAUUUUCUUUUUCUUUAGUUGUGGGAAAACCCAAAUUAAAACUUUUAUUUUAUAGCGAGCGCAAUUUCUAGUAAAAAAAUCCUGUAUCCUUCCACUUAGAUCAAAAGGAAUUUUUCCAAUAGAACUAUGGAACCCCCGAGUGUAAUGUAGUUUGACUAAGUCAGUUUUUUUGGGGUGGUGGGUUGGUGGUGGUAUUCAUAUUUUUUCAUGAAAGGGGACAGGGAAAUGAAAUUGUCUUUAUGUAAAGAACACACUGUCCAUUGCCAUUGACUUUGAGAACAACAACCGAGAAAGUCUGUGGUUAAGUUCAAACUGAACUAUUUUCGGCCAUCACUUUUGUUUCAGUUAGAGCUCCCAGAGGACCAGACCACCUUCUUGGUUUAUGUUCUUUUAUCAGGCUUUCUGGACAAGGAUGCCGCCAAGUUUUGCAAGAAAGGUGUGAGUUUAGCCUGGGAUUCUUUUACAAGUACUUCCAAAUUGUUCAUGCCCGUCAGAAUCAUCUUAUAGUUUCGCCGCCACCUCUCACCAAAGAUGGGAGGCUACUACUGCUUGUUCCCCUGCUUGCUCAUCUGCUUUCUGCUCCACACACAUGGCAGCCACUCCCUGAACCAGACAUGCAACUCCACUGACCUGGAGGCGCUUCUCGCUUUUUCCAGCGGCUUGGGUAGGAAAGUCAGCAGGCUUGUUGGAUGGGGUCCCAACGAUGCAGCGUGCUGUUCCUGGACCGGCGUCUCUUGUGAUCUGGGGAGAGUUGUUGGGUUGAAUCUCUUCAACAAGAACCUUCAUGGCGGCAUCUCAUCCGCGAUCACCUUGCUUGAUGGCCUUGUGACUCUAAACCUCUCCUGCAACUCUCUCCGUGGCCAGCCACCAGAGGAUCUAGGCCGGUUAGCAAGGAUGCGGAUUCUCGACCUCAGCAUGAACAUGCUCUCCGGCGCGUUCCCGACGAGUGAACAUGGUUUCCCGGCAAUUGAGGUGCUGAAUGUAUCCUUCAACCAAUUCAAGGGACCGCACCCUGUGUUCCCUGGCGCGAUGAAUCUGAUGGUUCUUGAUAUCUCGAGCAAUGCCUUCUCUGGUGCCAUCAACACCACAGCACUCUGUGUUGCGCCGGUCAAGGCCUUGCGAUUUUCUGGGAAUGAGUUCACCGGUGAGAUCCGCGCCGGGUUCGGCCGGUGCAAGAUGCUUACUGAGCUCUCUAUUGACAGCAGUGGCCUUACUGGGAAACUCCCCAGGGAUCUUUACACGAUAUCAGAGUUGAGGAGGCUGAGCUUACGAGAUAAUCAGUUCUCUGGUAGUCUCGGCGAGGACCUGGGUAACUUCUCUCAGCUUAUGCAUAUUGAUCUGUCAUAUAACAUGUUCUCUGGUGUCAUCCCUGAUGUGUUUGAAGGUCUGAGGAGGCUGGAGUUCUUAAGCUUGGCCUCAAAUUUGUUGACUGGCACAUUGCCUGCUUCCCUGUCAAGCUGCAAAAUGCUGCGAGUGAUCAACCUAAGGAACAACUCGCUGUCGGGCAAGAUCGCCAUUGACUUCCGUUUACUGCCAAGGUUAAACAUUCUGGAUGCAGGGACCAAUAGAUUGAGUGGUCCUAUACCUCGAGAUCUCAUGUGGUGCACUAAGUUGAGGACACUGAACCUUGGAAGGAACCUGCUUGAUGGGGAGAUACCAGAGAGCUUUAAGCAUUUGCGAUCCCUAUUAUUCCUCUCGCUUGCUGGUAAUGACUUAACGGACUUGUCAUCGGCAUUACGAGUCUUGCAGCACCUGCCCAAACUGACAACGUUGGUGCUUACCCGGAGCUUCCGUGGUGGUCAGACAAUGCCAAUGGACAGCAUCAGUGGGUUCAAGAGCUUGCAGGUGCUUGUUCUUGCAAACUGUGCACUCUCAGGCAUGAUCCAGCCUUGGCUGCAGAACUCAAAAAACCUGAGAGUGCUGGACAUUUCGUGGAACAAAUUGAGUGGACCGAUCCCACCAUGGUUAGGCAAUCUGAAUAAUCUCUUCUAUAUCGAUCUGUCAAGAAACUCGUUUAGUGGGGAGCUUCCUGAGAGCUUUACACAGAUGAAGGGUUUAAUUUCGAGUGCUUAUUCAAGUGAGCAUGCAUCAAUAGAAGACCUCCCAUUAUUCAUCAAAAAGAAUCCAGCUGGCAAUAGUUUGCAGUACAACCGUGUGGUCAGCUUCCCACCAUCGCUGAUCCUCUCUAAUAAUUUGCUUGUUGGGCCAGUCUUGCCUGGCCUUGGCCAUCUUGUGUAUCUUCAUGUACUGGACUUGAGCUGGAACAAGUUCUCAGGGGGCAUUCCUGAUGAGUUAUCAAGCUUGGAAAACUUGGAAGAGCUAAAUUUAACCCACAAUGAUCUCAGUGGGAGCAUACCAACAUCUCUAACAAAGUUGUCAUUUCUCUCCAAGUUUGAUGUCUCGUACAACAACCUGACUGGAGAUAUCCCAACAGGGGGCCAAUUUUCCACAUUCACAGAUGAGAGUUUCGUGGGCAAUGAUGCACUAUGCCUUCGUCGGAAUGGCCCCUGCUUCGGAAAGGCUUCAUUUGAAGGAACAGAAAAUGAUGGCACCGAUACCAUAUCCACAAUGCCCGCAAUGACAUACAUCAUCGCAGAAGCGGGAUUCGCUUUCGGGCUUUUGACCGUCUGUAACAUACUGUUCUUCGCAAGGGCUUGGAGGGCCGCUUAUUUUCUGGCGGUUGACAGGUUCUUUGAUAUGCUCUACGUCAUAAUAAUGGUGAAGGUGAACAAGCUCAGAAGAAAAUGGGAGGAUAAAGAGCAUCCUUAGAACAAGUCAGGAACGGCUCCUUGCGGGUUCUAUCUUGGUGACUUGUGUGCACAUGUUUUCUUUUAACUUUAUAAGUUGUCUCCUUUUUCUCAGCUUAUAGUGUCUUCCUUGCUACCGCCUCAGGUGUCAUUAGGUGGAUAGAUUCAGUAUCAGGUAUCAUAUGGUUAGAUCUGGAGUUCCCCUUCAUGCUGAGGACAAUAUUAUUUUGUGAUAUGUGUUGUUACAACUAAAUUUAUGAACUGUAUGGUGGAUGCUAAUCUAAAGACUGUCUGCUGUUCUCUGCGUGGAGCAUUACAAUCUGAGGACAAUAUUUCGGUUUC
Triticum dicoccoides is the source of this 4581-nucleotide messenger RNA. Its product is annotated as phytosulfokine receptor 2-like. The record is from RefSeq and is a predicted model, not a curated record. The coding region runs from base 2024 to 4261 and encodes 745 amino acids. Gene Ontology annotation, molecular function: protein binding. NCBI's taxonomy places the organism in Eukaryota, Viridiplantae, Streptophyta, Magnoliopsida, Poales, Poaceae. The transcript is spliced from 2 exons.